GCCCUCGCCACCACCAUGCCCAUCCCCAUGCUGAAGGUGCUGAACCGGGGCCCUGGAGACCGUCGGAGUAUAGGUGUGGGUGUUGUCCAGUCGCCAAGGAUCGGACCGGAACCUCCACCCUCAUCCCUGGUCAGGAAGAGUUGGCACGCAGGUUCCCAGUUGAAGAGUGCAGCAUCAGCCAGCAGCAGCCGCUCCACCUCGCCAGCCAACGGCAGUAGCUCUUUCAUCCCCCAGCCAAGAAGCCAUGGCGGCAGAGCAUCUCUCAGUGAGAAGCACUCAAAAACGAGCGGGACGUCAAACUUGGCAAGAUCCUCACUAAGGGGUCCUGCAAGUCAGCCCGCUCACAACGCCUCAACUAAUCACGUUCACGCAUCGCCUUACCAUGCUCCUGCACCCACCCCCAAGCAUAAGGAUUCCAUGCUCGACAAAUUCAAGCUCUUCAACCACAAAGAAAAAGAUGGCAGGAACAAAACUACGAGUAAGAUUUAUGGAGAUGAUAUAGGUAGUAGCGGUGUGAGCAAGAGGACAAGUAGCAGCAGUGGGUUCAGCUCGGCCAGGUCUGAGCGUUCCGACUCUUCCACCAGCGUCUGUUCUGACGCCAAGCCUCCUCCACUACCGCCACACCAAAGCUUGCCAGUGAGCACGAGCAGCAGCAGUAGUGACCAGACGAGCCACACUGACGCCCAGACGGGGGUCGCCCCGCCUUCAACCAAGCCACAGGGACUCCGCGGCAUCAGGUCAAAGUUUUCCAAGUCUAGCGGUAAGGAAGGGAAGGAAUCCCCCAAGUCCUCGCGGAAGGAUAAAGAGCGUGAGGAGUCGCGAGGGUCACCGCGGGGAGGUCACAAGGCCCACCGGGACCCCCGCUCUGAGCGUGGUGAGAGUAGGGAGAGGAGUGGCCGUGAAGAACGCGGGGGAAAGAAAAGCGAAAAGCUGACCCUGGAGCUGGAUGGCGGGUCCCGCUCACGUCCUCAACACGUCCCGCCCCAAGCUGACCAAAUUAAAGAGUCACGGGUGGCGGCGCUGGCCCCGCGCCCUGAGACCACAGGCCAGAAUUCGGACCCCCAGCAGCCCCCAGCCCUCCCACCUAAGGAGAACUCCUACAGAGAUUUCGGCCCAAUUUCACAAGCAGAGUUACUCUCAGCCAUGCAGCAGCAACAACAAAAUCAGCAAUCAGCAGAGUAUGGGAUAGCCUCUACUCCAGGAAGCCCUCUACUUCCAGGCACCCCUGGCACAGGUAUCCCUAAACCUACAGCCCACGUGAAGGGCCAGACGAAAGCGGUGCCUCCAGAACGGACGGGACCAACGACUCCCACAGCCUCCCCCAACGUUAACACUCCCCACCAGACAAAAGACUACAACAAGAUGGUUCGCCAAGGUGUGUCAUCGCCCAAGGUGGGGAGUGGAGGCACUGGCUCCCCACGGCCAGCUGGCACACCUGCGGGCACUGACAACAACAAUGCGCAAGAAUCCCGGGAUCCUAAGGGAUCUCUGCCACGACAGAAGCAGCUGGGCAGACGGGAAGACUCUGCCACAGGGAUCAGUGUUGCCCUGGUGAGCCCGAUGCCCAACCCACGCGAGAAGGACCUGGUGACCCCCUCAGAGUCUGGGUCCAACAUCAGCGAGUCGUCACAGAGCAACAGUGGGCACAGCAACAGCAACUCUUCUGGCAACUCUUCUGUAAUCUAUAAACCAACUAGCUCAGAGGACGGAAGUGUUACCGACUUCAAAACUCACAUUAGGAAGGUGGACGAGAAGCACGAAGGAGAAGACGGAGACGAAGUGAUCCUCAAUAUAAAGCCGAUGCAGCCGCUGGUUCGCGCGUCGCAGUAUGGCUACAUGCGUGGCCUGGGCCUCCAGACCCGCACUGUGCCUCCCUCACUACACGUCUCCAGGCUAGCCCUGCAGGACAACGCCAACACAGUGCCUCAGAAGGGAAUGCGUCUCGGUCCUCACCUAAAACGACCCCCUGGAUCCAACCAAGUGAUCGAUGCCGACUACAGCGACCUAGAGAGUGUUGAACUCACGAACGGCUACAUGUCGGACGGGGAUGUGCUGCGUAAUGUUGGGUACAAGUCGGGUAACUCGUCAGAUCUGGACGGGUACCUGAGUGAGGGCGGCGCCUCGCUCUACGCCCACCGCCUCAACCAGCGCUUCAAGGAAGGCAUGAGGCAGGUGCACGAGAGCAUGAACAAAGUGCAGCACUUCAUUCAAGACGACAGCAGAAGUAAUGGAACAGAAAACGAGAUGGAGAUUUCCUCUCUCUCUCCUUCCACCAUUUCGUCAGAGCCUAGACACUUUGACGAAGACGACUAUUUAGACGAAGAUGUUAAAGAUGAAGGAGAAGAAGAAGAGGAGGAGGAUGAUAUAUUUGGUGAUGAGAACAUACCAGCAGUAACUCCAACAGAGACGCGAGGCAGAAGGCGCUUCGACGACAGCAGCAGCCUGAGUUCCGGGGUGAGCGACACCCUGAACGAGAUGUCUGCUGAGGACGUGCUCUCGUCCUCCUUGUCCUCCGACCAUCCAGCCUACGUCAAGGGUCGUAGCAUGAAAGAAGUUGGCCUGAAGUUGCCAGUGGGACUUAGUGGGUCCUCAUCACGUAAAGUGGCAAUGGGGGUAGAUCCUUCUGGUAUGUACAAAGUAGUGUCCAGCCGAGCUCAUGUCAAGAAGACGGAGAGCUCUCAGCAGACUGACAACAGUGCCUUUAAACAAAUAUCAAACACACAAUGGAAAAAAUAUGUUGAAAAUGGGAAGGGCAGCCUUGAGCGUUCAACUAGGGAAUUGCAGAAAGGUGUAGACCCUUCAAGUGGAAGUUCCCGCAAAAUGGAUCACAAAAAAUCUAACUUAGGGUCUCCACAAACUGGGGUCCCUAGCAGUCCUGGGCUGAACAGCAGUUCAGGUGUCUCUGGUUCAGCUUCAUCUGGGUCUAAAAAGAUUGAGAAAGGAGCAAGUGGAGACAAGAGAAGAGAUGGGGAGAGGAGCAGUAGAGACCGAAGUAAGGCAGCCAUGACUCCUCAGGUCAAUGGAGAUUCUAAAAAGCUUCAGAAUCCAAAGACUGCACCGAGCAACUUUGGCUAUAAUGGCAAGAGAACAACUAGCACUGGUAGUGUAUCCAGCACAGGCAGCACAAAAGGCAGCAAAGCAAUGAAAGAAGUAGAUAAUGCAGGAGGCAGCUCCUCUCACCAUGACAGUUCUAGUCACAGCCUAGAGAGACCGAGAACAAAGCUUAAGGUCUCAGGUGGAACACAGACUACUAGUGACUUACAUUACAUGUCCAGUGGUGUGCACAGUGAUGGUGAAUAUUCCUCAGGCUCUCUUGGUCGGAAAUACCAGCUCAAAUCUUACUCUCUAAAUGGUCCUGUAGCAGCCCAGUUAUCACAGUCUGUUCGAGAGAGAAUUAUGCAGUCUCCUUAUGGUAAAGUUCAUGUAGGAGUUGGUGAAUAUGGACAGUACCCUUCUGCUUACUACAGAGAGAGAAGUCCUCGCAUCAAACCUACAGAUGGUUCAUUAAGUGAUUCUCCUUACUCCAAUUAUGCAGAAUUGCAAUACAGUGGGAGCCCUUACAGCAGUCCAUAUUCUUGGGUGUCCAGAAGCAACUAUGCUGGUUCUGUAGCUUCUGCUCCUACAAGACCACUGGGUGGCAGUCUGACAGAAGCAGAGAGCAUGGAGAGUAUAAGCUCAAGCGCCUCGAGUAUAGCUGCACAAAUCCAGCACGCUCGGGCCACCAGUCUCACACAAGCCCGCCUCAUGAUGCACCAGCGGGAAAUGUCCUCCUCACCCUCCCCUAGACUCGCUCGCUCCAAUAGUGUUAGCCAUCUUAUUGAACGGACCUUCCCUAGAUCAACAAAAUCUGAAAAGUUGUAUAGUAGCAGUGUGAGUGGUCGUGAAGGUUACCAUGCCUCACAGCCCACUAGCCCAACACCACCAGCAGGAGCCAGGUUGCCCAUCUCACCCUUGAACACUGUCAGAGGUUCUCCAUACUACUCAACUGUCAUUCCCAGAACUUCAAAAGAUGAUGAAUGUCAUGGAUCUUCACUGUCACUUGUAUCAUCAUCGUCGUCACUGUAUAGUUCCCAAGAGGAGAAACAGGCAGCAGAAAUUAGGAAACUGCGGAAGGAUUUAUCUGACGCACAAGAAAAAGUGGGAUCGCUGACCAACCAGCUCACUACAAAUAGUUCAGUUUUCAACCUCAUGAAUACGGCUCAUGUUGUAGCUGCCUUUGAACAGUCUCUUACAAACAUGACCAACAGAUUACAACAACUUACAGCUACAUCUGAACAAAAGGACUCGGAAGUUAUGGAAUUACGGAAAACAAUUGAAGCACUACGCCAGCAGAGUGUAGAUGCCGGGCUGACUGUUGCAUGCCUGCAAAGUACGUCCCCUGACCACCAUCACCACCACCACCACCACCUCCACUCCACCCCUUCCCCCACCAGGCACCACCAUUCCCAGCACCCUCCCAACAUUGCCUCGUGUUCUGUGCUCAAUGUUACCACCGGAAGUCGUUCCAGUUCACCAGAAAAACCGGGUCAUGAUGUUGCACGCAGGCACACUUUCACAGGGAAUUGUAAAGACCUUGUAGUGUGUGAAUUCAGUGAAGCUGGUGGUAAACUAGUGCGAGGAACAUCUGUAGAGUCUGUGUCAAGUGUAUCUUCAGCUUGCUCAGCAACCUCUCACACCUCAAACCACGAUAAAAGUGACAGCUCAAAAUCUGGCAAAAAGAAGGGAUGGCUCCGGAGCUCAUUUAGCAAGGCAUUCUCCCGAGGGCACAAAAAGAGCAAACCUGGUGGAUCAGUAUCAGACAUGGAGGGAUGCGAUCGUGGUGACUGUUCUGCUCCUUCGUCGCCACAACUUCAACGGGCAAAUGGAGGAUCAACUGACCCAGAGUGUCAGUCUAUGUCUAGCAUGUGCAUGGAGAGUAAACCAAAGGAAGAAGAUGUCGAGAUCCUCAAGUGCCAAUUGCGGGAGAAGGACAUGGCUCUCACUGACAUACGUCUAGAGGCCCUGACUUCAGCUCACCAGUUAGAAUCCCUGAAGGAAACCUUGAGCAAGAUGAGAACAGAAAUGGUAUCAUUGAAACAGGACAAUGACAGAUUGCAUAGACUGGUGUCUUCAAAAUCUCUGAACUCCUCACAAAGUUCACUUCCCGUGUCAGACUCAAUAGAACAAAGGUUAAGUCUUGGUGAAGAGAUUACGAUGCCCGACUCAUCAGAUGUAAUUCUAAUUGACCCAAGUGAUAAAGAUGGAAAGAGAGUCAGUAUCACAGUGUUCAUGGGGUGUCAUGGCAAUUAUGAUAAAUACAUGAUUCCUGUAGAUGGCAUAACAGCUUGUGAGUGUAUAAUAGGUGCUAUUUCUGUGAGUGGAAAGACCAAGUGGGAUAUGUUAGACAGUCUAGUGAAGCGCAUUUUUAAGGAAUACAUCCUGAGAGUUGACCCAGUGUCUAAUCUUGGGCUUAGUGCAGAAUCCAUCCUUUCAUAUCACAUUGGGGAAAUUGCAAGAGGCCGUCAUCCAGAAUCACCUGAGCUACUGCCUUGUGGAUACCUAGUUGGAGAAGUUACAAACAUAAAAAUCAUCCUCAAGGGAGCUACAAUUAAUCAUGUAGAUGCAUUAGCAUUUGAGACUCUGAUUCCCAAGUCAAUUGUUCAGAGAUACAUGUCUCUCCUCACCGAGCACAGAAGAAUUAUUCUCUGUGGCCCCUCAGGAACUGGAAAAACAUAUUUGGCUCAGAAACUUGCUGAAUACUUAGUCACCAGAAUGGGGAAGGAUCCAACACCAGGAUAUAUUGCAACUUUUAAUGUUGACCACAAGACAGGAAAAGAUCUUGGAGCAUACCUGUCACAUGUCAGCGACCAGUGUGAGAAUAAUAGUGCUGAUCUGCCCUUGGUUAUUAUACUUGACAAUUUGCAUCAUGCAGGAGCCUUAACUGAUGUUUUUAAUGGGUUCCUUAGUGCAAAGUAUACUCAGUGUCCCUACAUCAUUGGUACCAUGAAUCAAACCACAUCAUGCUCAACUACAAAUUUGCAGCUUCAUCAUAACUUCAGGUGGGUGCUAAUGGCCAACCACAUGGAACCAGUUAAAGGCUUGGUUGGCCGAGUGGCUAGAAGAAGAUUAACACAAGUUGAGGUAGAGGCUGGGUCCAGACUACCACGACUGCAGCAGGUGCUAGACUGGCUGCCGCGUUGCUGGAGUCACAUCAACAAGUUCCUGGAGACUCAUUCGUCCUCAGAUGUCACUAUUGGACCUCGCCUCUUCCUGUCUUGCCCAGGCUCCCUAGAAGGUUCCCAAGUUUGGUUUACAGACCUCUGGAAUUAUUCUCUGGUACCCUACUUAAUAGAGGCAGUUCGAGAAGGUCUUCAGCUAUAUGGGAAGAGGGCUACUUGGGAG
Homarus americanus (American lobster) is the source of this 6381-nucleotide messenger RNA. Its product is annotated as protein sickie-like. NCBI's taxonomy places the organism in Eukaryota, Metazoa, Arthropoda, Malacostraca, Decapoda, Nephropidae. Gene Ontology annotation, molecular function: ATP binding; ATP hydrolysis activity. The record is from RefSeq and is a predicted model, not a curated record. Gene Ontology annotation, biological process: nervous system development; neurogenesis.